Arachis stenosperma is the source of this 1996-nucleotide messenger RNA. Its product is annotated as calnexin homolog. Gene Ontology annotation, biological process: protein folding. Lineage: Eukaryota; Viridiplantae; Streptophyta; Magnoliopsida; Fabales; Fabaceae. Gene Ontology annotation, cellular component: endoplasmic reticulum; endoplasmic reticulum membrane. Gene Ontology annotation, molecular function: calcium ion binding. The coding region runs from base 130 to 1758 and encodes 542 amino acids. The record is from RefSeq and is a predicted model, not a curated record. The transcript has 6 exons.
CCGUCAUCCCCCAACUACACGCUGUUAUUUUAUUAGGAAAUUCUAGAUCUCACUAUUGUUAAGAUUUCACUCUUAUUAUCAUUUCAAGAUUAGGGUUUCACUGUGAGUCAGCUAGAGAGAGUGAGAAUCAUGGGAGAACGGAAGUUAACCCCUCCGAGGAUCGUUACAGUGCUCCUCCUCGUCUGCGCUGCAUCGUUUCAGCUCCUCCGCGCUUCAGAUGACGUCGACGACGCCAUCUUCUACGAGUCGUUCGAUGAGAAUUUCGAAGGCCGUUGGAUUGUGUCGCAGAAGGACGAGUACAAUGGUGCGUGGAAGCAUGAGAAGAGUGAGGGGCAUGAUGAUUACGGACUUCUGGUCAGUGAGAAAGCAAGGAAGUAUGCUAUAGUUAAAGAACUUGAUGAACCGGUGACUCUCAAGGAUGAAUCAGUUGUUCUUCAAUUCGAGACUCGUCUUCAGAAUGGUCUUGAGUGUGGUGGUGCAUACCUAAAGUAUCUUAGACCACAGGAGGCUGGAUGGAAACCCAAAGGAUUUGACAAUGAAUCUCCUUAUUCUAUCAUGUUUGGUCCUGACAAGUGUGGAGCUACAAACAAGGUGCACUUCAUCUUCAAGCAUAAGAAUCCCAAGACUGGGGAGUACGUUGAACACCAUCUCAAGUAUCCUCCUUCCGUUCCAUCUGACAAACUAACCCAUGUAUACACUGCUAUUCUGAAGCCUGACAAUGAAUUGCGUAUCUUGAUUGAUGGGGAAGAGAAGAAGAAGGCAAACUUCUUAUCUUCGGAGGAUUUUGAACCUGCUCUUAUCCCUUCCAAGACAAUCCCAGAUCCCGAUGACAAUAAACCUGAGGACUGGGAUGAGAGAGCUAAAAUUCCAGACCCAAAUGCUGUAAAGCCAGAUGACUGGGAUGAGGAUGCACCCAUGGAAAUUCUUGAUGAAGAAGCUGAGAAACCUGAAGGAUGGUUGGAUGAUGAGCCUGAAGAAAUUGAUGACCCCGAAGCCACAAAACCAGAAGAUUGGGAUGAUGAGGAGGAUGGUGAAUGGGAAGCCCCCAAAAUUGAUAACCCCAAGUGUGACUCCGCCCCUGGUUGCGGUGAGUGGAAGAGGCCAAUGAAGAGGAAUCCUGCUUACAAGGGAAAAUGGCAUGCCCCUCUCAUUGACAACCCAGCUUAUAAGGGUAUAUGGAAGCCGCGUGAUAUUCCAAACCCAGACUACUUUGAACUUGAAAAGCCUGAUUUUGAGCCCAUUGCUGCUAUUGGUAUUGAGAUCUGGACAAUGCAAGAUGGCAUAUUGUUUGACAAUAUCUUGAUAGCUAAAGAUGACAAGGUUGCAGCCUCUUAUAGAGAGACUACAUGGAAGCCUAAGUUUGCAGUUGAGAAAGAGAAACAGAAGGAAGAAGAAGAUUCUGUGGCUGCUUCAAGUGGUCUUGCAGACUUGCAGAAGAAGGUAUUUGACCUCUUAUACAAGAUAGCUGACAUUCCAUUCCUGAGUGAUUACAAGCUCAAAAUACAUGAUCUCAUUGAAAAGGGUGAGAAGCAACCAAAUCUCACUAUUGGAAUUCUCGUGUCUGUUGUGGUUGUCUUCUUGACAAUCUUCUUCAAGCUCAUAUUUGGGGGAAAAAAGAAGCCGGCAAGGGUAGAGAAGCCAAGCCCAGCACCCAAAGAAACCAAGGCCAAUGAAAGUGGCGUAGAGAAUGAAGAAAACAAAGAGAAGGAGGAAACAUCUGCUGCCGCACCACGUAGGAGGACAACAAGGCGAGAUUGAAAUGGUUGAAAACCUUUUCGCUCACUGGAGCUGCCGACCAAGAUCAUCAGAAUAGAUAAAUUUUGAGCUUAGUUGGACAAUAGGUGUUGAGUCCAUAGGCACUUUGUUCUCAUUUUUAUCCUUCACCUUAUUUUAAAGUAUGCUAUGCAUAUGGGAGUGGAAACCAGAUAUGUGUUAUGCCGGUCGUUUGAGGACUUUUUUGAAGCUAAUUGAGGUUGUAAAAUUAUUUUUCUCUUAA